UCGCUUUUUGUAAUGUUUAGGCUGUAUAAAUAAAAGCGCAGAAAUAAUUAAAAAAUAAAUUAUAAAAUACUAUAUAAUUGAAUCACAGCCUAAAGUUUGGUGUUAAUUUAUAUAAUUUGUUUUCCUGUACUUUCCUGUUAUCAUUGUGCUGUUCAAACAUGUCACGGAGAUUGUCUUCUCAAAAAGUUCCCGCUUCAAAAUCCAAACAAAUGUCUUUGGCCUCCUUUCUGGGAUGCUCACAACAGAAAACGAAAGAUGAGGAACCUAAGACCAGAAAGCAAAUAAAUCCCAUAUACAUUGAUUCGGAAACAGAUGAUGAAGAUGAGCCCAAUACCAAUAGGCCAAAGGAUUCCAAAAGCUGUAAAAAAACCAAUGUCAUCAUCAAAAAAUAUUUAUUUGAUGAUGAUUCCAAGUCUCCUUUAGCACCUGCCAAUAUAAAGAAAACUUCCAACACCAUCAAGGUGUCCGAAAAAACUUCAACUUCAGUUAGCCACAAGCUGAAGAGCUCUUCUGCAGUUGAAAUCAGUUUAGAUGGUAUAGAAUCCAAAUAUCAAACAGCUAUGAAAAAUAUUAGCGAAAACAUAGAAAAAGUAACUAAGGAACGCAGUAAAUAUACUGUAACGCCUGUUAAAAACUCAUCAAAUUCAAUUUCUGUUGAUACAACUCCAACUAAGAAAUCAUCAACUUCUGCGGACCACCAACGGGAAAUAACCACACCACUGAAGGAAUUGAAUGUUUCCAAUGAUAGUUUUGAUGAUAUUGUUAAUCAAACAGUUAAAUUUAAAGACAAACAAAAGAAUUCUUUGCAUAGAAAAGAAGCUAAAUCUGAGAAUUUGAAUGCAACAACAAAACUUUUUUCUAAAGACGGAUCUGGGAGUGUAAGUCAUGAAGCGAAGGCAAAAGACAAUAAAAAUACAGAAAAGAGCCCUAAAGUUAUUUCCCAUUUGGAGAAAUCUGAGAAGGAGGAUGUAAAGCCCAGAAAGUCCGAUGUAAAUGUAGUCUUUGGUCAUGGGAUCAACGAAUAUUUGUGUGACCUGUCUCAGAGUCAUCAUUUUAAAACCAGCAACAAUGAGGAUAAUAUUUAUGUUCUCAAAUCAAGCUUGGAAUUUUUUAAAACAAAUUAUCUUGAAUUAAUGCAAAAAUAUUGCAAUAUUGUUGAUCAAAUACCCGCGGAUUACUUCAAUGGGGUAAAUGGCUUUGAAACUGGGACUUUUUUAAAAUUGAAAAUUAUGCGGCAAAAAUUUAAGGCCAAAACAAAGUUAUUGCAAAAUGCAUUGGAGAAGCAAGAGCUGAAGGAACAAGUUAUUCCAAAACAGGAAGCCCCAGUUUUGUCUUCGCAUAAGAAACAAGCUCUACAAUUGUGCCUUGGAACAGAGCCAGAUUUCAAUAUCGAUGAUAUGGAAGAGGAAGAAAGGCAAAUAAAAGCUGAUGAAUGGCAACAAAGUAUAAGUAACAUAAAACCACAGAUGAGCAUUGAUGAAAUACCAGAAAAUAAAUAUCUGAAUAAAAUUGAACAAAAAGAGUUGAGCAAGACACCGACAAGAUCGGCUUCCUAUAUCCUAUGA
Molecule: messenger RNA, 1565 nt
Organism: Stomoxys calcitrans (stable fly)
Lineage: Eukaryota; Metazoa; Arthropoda; Insecta; Diptera; Muscidae
Product: recQ-like DNA helicase Blm
Exons: 4
Coding region: 159-1565 (468 amino acids)
Source: RefSeq, a predicted model, not a curated record